Molecule: messenger RNA, 4273 nt
Organism: Loxodonta africana (African savanna elephant)
Lineage: Eukaryota; Metazoa; Chordata; Mammalia; Proboscidea; Elephantidae
Gene: NCLN
Product: nicalin
Exons: 15
Coding region: 1241-2710 (489 amino acids)
Biological process (GO): regulation of signal transduction
Cellular component (GO): endoplasmic reticulum membrane
Source: RefSeq, a predicted model, not a curated record
UGCUCCUUGGUCAGACACCUUGGCGGCCCAGCUGGGACAGACGUUCCUCCUGGGUCCUGUCUGCACCCCUGUGUGAGCCUGUCAGAAUGUGCCAUUUGGGAUUGGUUCUUCUCACGCUCUGCCCGCCUCUCCAGAUGUCCCUGGAGAGCAGACACAGAGGCUGCUGCGCUCCUGGCCCCAACCCCAAAGCAGCACUGAGGCCUCACAGAGAUCUGCCCCUGAGCGCAAGUGGCCGACCCUUAGGACCAAGGUUGGCUCUGGUUGGGCGUUGAACUUGCCUGAGCUCAGUAUUUCUGAGCACUUCCUGCCUAGGCCCUGGGGCCAAACCCAGCUGCACAGUGUUGGGGAGGCUUUGUAUGUUCUGGGGUUGGUCUGCACAGCCCUGAAGUCUUUUGGAUUCGUUGCUUGUUGUUAGCUGCUGUCAAGUCAGUCAGACUCAUGGUGACCCUGCGUACAACUGAGCAAAAUGCUUUCCCGUCCUGCACCAUCCCUGUGAUCAGUUGCCAGUCGAAUCAUUGCAGUGCACGGGGUUCUCCGUGGCUGAUUUUCAGAAGUAGAGUGUGUGUGAUGCUGAGGCUACAGCCCCACCGAGACAAGUCCUGGGCCCACCCUGAAUGCCUGCUGAUAGCAAGUGAACAAACCAAUUCUAGAAGGUACCAAGGUCUGUGAAGGGAGCAAACAAUGGCUGUUAGACCGGGUGGCCAGGGAGACCUCCUGAGAUCGAGAGUGGGUAUGCCUGGCAUGAGAGAGCCACAGAGAGAGUGCCCAAGAGAGGGGGACAGAGCUGCAGGUGGACAGAGUGGGCAAGGUGAGGUUGGAGGGCAGGGCCAGGGGCUCAGGACUGAGGCAAGCAAGGGGUGGAGUUUGAAUUCUUUCCCCAGGGCAUUGGUUGCUGUGGACGGAUCAUCACAGUAACUGCAGGGGUGACCUGGGUUCUUGGUAGAUGGCCCACUCCGUUUUUAUAACUGAAGUUUUAUUGGCACACAGUCACGCCUAUUCAUUUCCGUAUUGUCUGUGGCUACUUCCACACUACAGUGGCAGAGCCGAAUCCUCAACACAGACAUUGUGGCCUGCAAAACUGACAGUAUGGGCUCUCUGGCCCUUUUGGGAAAACAUUUGCUGGCCCCUGAUCUAGAAUUACGAGCAGGAGACGGAUUGUGGCUUUUGUCAGACUCUCAAGAGACACUGUAGCUCCACGGAGGGCACGCGGAACGCAGUGCUCAACACAGAGGCGCGCACCAUGGACGCGGACGUGCUGAGCCGCCGCUGUGUCAUGAUGCGCCUGGUGGACUUCUCCUACGAGCAGUACCAGAAGGCGCUGCGCCAGUCGGCCGGCGCCGUGGUCAUCAUCCUGCCGCCUGCCAUGGCCGCUGUGCCGCAGGACGUCAUCCGGCAAUUCAUGGAGAUUGAGCCUGAGAUGCUGGCCAUGGAGACCAUUGUCCCCGUGUACUUUGCCGUGGAGGACGAGGCCCUGCUGUCCAUCUACGAGCAGACACAGGCAGCAUCCGCCUCCCAGGGUUCUGCCUCAGCCGCUGAAGUGCUGCUUCACACGGCCACCGCCAACGGCUUCCAGAUGGUCACCAGCGGGGUCCAGAGCAAGGCCGUGAGUGACUGGCUCAUCACCAGCGUGGAGGGGCGGCUGACUGGGCUGGGCGGAGAGGACCUGCCCACCAUCGUCAUUGUGGCCCACUACGACGCCUUCGGAGUGGCUCCCUGGCUGUCCCACGGCGCAGACUCCAACGGAAGCGGUAUCUCCGUGCUGCUGGAGCUCGCCCGGCUCUUCUCUAGGCUCUACACCUACAAACGCACCCACGCUGCGUACAACGUCCUGUUCUUUGCUUCCGGAGGGGGCAAGUUUAACUACCAGGGAACCAAGCGCUGGUUGGAAGACAACCUGGACCACACAGAUUCCAGCUUGCUCCAGGACAACGUGGCCUUCGUCCUGUGCCUGGACACUGUGGGCCGGGGCAGCAGUUUGCACCUGCACGUGUCCAAGCCCCCCCGGGAAGGCACACUGCAGCACGCUUUCCUUCGGGAGCUCGAGAUGGUGACCGCCCAUCAGUUCCCUGAGGUGCGCUUCUCCAUGGUGCACAAGAAGAUCAACCUGGCAGAGGAUACGCUGGCCUGGGAGCACGAGCGCUUCGCCAUCCGCCGCCUGCCUGCCUUCACCCUCUCACACCUGGAGAGCCACCGCGAUGGCCAGCGCAGCAGCAUCAUGGAUGUGCGGUCCCGGGUGGACUCUAAAACGCUGACACGGAACACAAGAAUCAUCGCGGAGGCCCUGACCCGAGUCAUCUACAACCUGACCGAGAAGGGGACCCCUCCUGACAUGCCUGUCUUCACCGAGCAGAUGCAGAUCCAGCAGGAGCAACUGGACUCAGUGAUGGACUGGCUCACCCACCAGCCGCGGGCUGCCCAGCUGGUGGACAAAGACAGCACCUUCCUGAGCACCCUGGAGUACUACCUGAGCCGCUACCUGAAGGAUGUGAAGCAGCACUACGUCAAGGCCGACAAGCGGGACCCAGAGUUUGUCUUCUACGACCAGCUGAAGCAGGUGAUGAACGCGUACAGAGUCAAACCAGCCAUUUUCGACCUGCUCCUGGCUGUCUGCAUCGGUGCCUACCUUGGAAUGGCCUACACAGCUGUGCAGCACUUCGACCUCCUGUACAAGACGGUCCAGAGGGUGCUCCUGAAGGCCAAGAUGCAGUGACCCAGGCCGGAGGGCCGCGCCACACGGACCCCCCAGGCCUUCCUGCCAGCCCAGGUGCCAGCUGGGGACAGAGCUUACCUUCCACACCUGUGGUUGAAACACUGAAUUACAGAGGUGUUCCGUAUUGCUCUUUCGGACUUGGGGGGUGCUUUCCUUUUUCCUUUUUUCCCUCUGAACUUCAUGGAGGAGAGCCUGGUAGAAGCCCAGGGGCAGCCCCGGACCAGGGGAGCCCCACCAGCUUCGUGUAGCAUGAGCUAUUAAAGAGGAAACGCACCAGGAUGCUGACCUGGACCUGGCUGUGCUCUGAAGAGGGCAGCCUGGCCUGGGCAGCCACCUCUGCCUCUGUCCUGCCCACAUGCCAGCCUGUGUGGUGUCCCCGGCCGGGCCAGAGAGCUGAGGGGCCAAUGUAGGCCAGGACCUCAUGAGCCCUGAAGACAGCAGCCCUGACCAGGGCUCCGGGUGGCCUUGCAGGUGCUCUGUCCUCCGCACCUCUCACCUCCCCUCUGUCCCUUCCUGUCGUGUUCCUGCUGAUGUGGCCCGAAAGUGACCAAGCACGGCUGCUGGCCCCACCCUCCCCUCGUGGCUUUUCCACGGCUGCCCCACAGUUGUGGCCUAUCUCUCUGGGUAUCCAGGUGUUUGUGGUGACCCGGGGCCGGGGCGCGGCUCAGUGUCAGAAGGGCUGGGCCAGACAGGUUGACAGCAGGUGUCUGAAAGAGGGAAGGGGCCGCUAGCCCCCCGGGACCCCCAGCCCCACUGUGCCCUCAUUAACCCCCUUUCGGCUGCCCUCCUGGGACCUGGAGGAGGUGGGAGACCAGGGAACUGGGGGGGCGUUGUUGAUAGCACCCUGCCAGGCCGUGUGGCGUGUGAGGGGGCAGGCAGUUAACCUCAGGGAGACCCAGGUGUGUCCAUUCGUUAGCAAUAUAAUUAAUGAAGUGUUCCCCAGAGGGCCAGGGUAGGGAAGCAGGGACAGGGGCCUGGAACCUGCUGAGGCCCUGUGUCCAUGGUCGCCAGGUUCUGAUGCUGAGGGGCAGGCUGCCCUGGGAGGGUCCUUGCCCACAUACAGCCCCUGGCUGUCCUUGAGAACUCAGGACUGAAGAAGGGGGGAGCCUAGCUUCCUGCCCAGCCAGUCCCUGCGUCCCAUCCCCCCCAACGCUGGAGGUUCCUGGUAGCAAUGUCUCCAGGCCCACGACUCCCAGGGCCAGCUGGGCUGUCCCCCACCAUGUCAGCCCAGCCUGGCGUCACUGGACUCCCAGGUCCAGCAGCUCCUCGUGUAGGGAGGCACGGCCGUGGGGACGGAGGUUCUCCCUGCCCUGCCUGGGGGUCCCCUCAGAGCCUGUCCAUCAAGCAUACCAGGGGCCGGGUGCAGCACUGAGACUGGCUCCCAGCCACGGUGGUGGGGUCCAGGCGUGUGUGGGGGUCCUCUGAGCUGUUAACACUGAUGUCCCUGAGCAAGCACUUCCCCCUUCCUGGGCAGGGCCUCCCAGUGGCCUGGCUGUCCCGGGGGCCCACGCUGGUGGGGGCAGUGGCUGUUCUGGGAGAGAAAUAAAGCCAUAUUGAACGAUC